This is a messenger RNA of Zeugodacus cucurbitae (melon fly), 4673 nucleotides long. It is a transcript of the gene Lim1, whose product is annotated as LIM/homeobox protein Lhx1. Gene Ontology annotation, biological process: neuron differentiation; regulation of transcription by RNA polymerase II. The transcript is spliced from 7 exons. NCBI's taxonomy places the organism in Eukaryota, Metazoa, Arthropoda, Insecta, Diptera, Tephritidae. The record is from RefSeq and is a predicted model, not a curated record. The coding region runs from base 2070 to 3521 and encodes 483 amino acids. Gene Ontology annotation, molecular function: RNA polymerase II transcription regulatory region sequence-specific DNA binding; DNA-binding transcription factor activity, RNA polymerase II-specific. Gene Ontology annotation, cellular component: nucleus.
GAUUCGGUCGGUGGUCGUGUGGCUGUGUGUUACCGUCCGACCGCUGCCACCGUUGAGUGCGCUCCGCGUAUACCGUGCUUUAGUUACUUCUCGACGUUCGCGUUGUACGCUCGUUGGUUUGUUGGUUUAGCAGCGUCUGUGCUCACUGCAGAUUAUUUACGUGCGCUAAACGAUUCAGUUUCAGAUCGGUACGUUCGGUCGCGAUAGAGAAAUAUAGAUAUAGCGUGAAACCUUUUAUGGUAUAUGAAGCGCGCGUGUUUUUGGAGUGUAAAAGUUGGUAGAAGUGAAACGUGUAUCAGUACAAAAGAUUAGCGAAAAUAAAUUAUUAUUGUUUCUAAGCGGAAAAUAUUUUUGAUCACAUUGUGGCGAUCUAAGCGUUGGCGCUGCGCCAAAAAGAGCUGUCAAUGUUACUGUUAGCCGCCUCUGACAGUUGACACAUUAUCUGCAGGUGUUAUCUAUUCAAGUGACGAAGAUUGUGAAAAAAAAAUUGCACAAAAUUAUUGGAAAAAUGUGUUGCAGCUACCUAAUAAGAUUGGCAAAUUAAAUGUGAAACAUAAACGUGAAGAAAAAAUAUUAAAGCUUUGAAGUGACAGCAGCAACAACUACAGAGAACUGUCAAUAAAAAUGCUUAGAGAAGGUGACAGUGCAAAAAUAUAAAUUUAAAAAUUCGCAAAAAAUUGAAUUUAAAAAAAUUAGAAAAAAUUGCAAUAAAAAAAUAAUUCAAAAUUCUUAAAGACCCACAGCCAACCAAUAAGUCUGGCGGUUUGUGUUCCACCCAGUGUGUUACACAUUUGCGAAAAACCAAACAGCUGCGCGCACGCCUAUAAUCACGCGGCGUGCGUCCAUCACAACUGUCAAGUGCCAAAAGUGAAUUUCACACCGCGAAAAGGCUCGAAGCCUUGCUGCGAAGAUAAGACAAACGGGACAACGGGAAAACCCCAACACUUCACAUACGACGCAGCAGCUAGCAGAUAACAGCCUGCCUGUCUGUCUGCCUGCCUAGAGCCAUUGAGCACUUGCAUACUAUUUGGAGGCAGUGUAUGUAGGUGUGUGUGUGAACGAAAGUGCAAGUGCGUCAAGUGAAAUUAACAAAAGUGUCCGACAGCGUGUGCGUGCGUGUGUGUUUGAUUACGCUCGCAAAAAGGCCUGCAGCAGCAGCAGCCAAAAGUCAAGUCAAGUCAUUAAACCCUUUUUUGCCGGCCGCAAUACAAUAAAACAGCAGCAGCAUCCGCGCCGCCUUCUCGGCUCACGCGCACUAAUUAACACCAUUAAACAAAGCCUUUGUCGUCAGCGUCGCCGUCGCCGCAGUCGUAGUGUGCAUGUUAUUAUAAUUGUUGGUGUAAAGUAAACAUUCCUUCCGUCGCGUGGUGUAUGUGUUUUUAAGUUGCACUAGAAAAGCUGUUGCUUCAUUCCAUACGCGUUGCAUGUCAAAGUGUGCACGCCGAAAACAAAAAUAACAACUACACACACAUUCAUGGUCAACGUUGUCAGCCCACUCACUUAAUUACGAAACACUAGGGCUCAUCGCCUAAAAGUAGGCUAUUAAUUUGCGUGAAAUUAGCGCGUCAACGCGCGGGUGCAUGCAACGUCAACUGUUGCCUCUAGUAACCCAACAACAAAAUUCGUGUUUGAAACAACAACAAAGUCCUUGCAUUGCAAAUACUACAUGUGUUUGUGUGUGAUUUCCUUUAUUCCCAAAGUGUUUCAUGUGCAACGCCGUCGGCAACAACUACAGCAACAAAUUCACUUACUUACAUAGUAUAACUAAGUUAUAGUUUAGAUUACAAUAUAGUUAAUAGGCGCAACAAGAGUGACAAGUGCAUUAGACAGCGUCAAAGACAACAACAAUAGCGGCAUAAUAAGCGUUAGCAGCAGCAGCAGCAGCAAUAACAACAACAAACUAGUAACGCACGGCAAAUUUGCCUUGCCACAGCGGCGGCGUGUUAAGCGAAAGCAACAAAAUUUUAACCGAAUUAUCGAAAACGCCCCUUAGGGCUGUCGCGCUGGCGUCAUUUCUGGGCGACGGUUUUGCCGCGCUCGGUUCAAGAACACCAUCGGUUAAGGAUCUAAUGGCGUUCGGAUCGGUUUUACACAAUAAUCAACAUAAUAUCGGACGCAGUGAACCGCCCGUUGGUGUUGGUGAUCCGUGUGCGGGUUGCAAUAAGCCAAUAUUAGAUAAAUUUUUAUUAAAUGUCCUUGAACGCGGAUGGCAUGCAUCCUGCGUACGCUGCUGUGAAUGCCUUCAACCGUUAACGGAAAAAUGCUUUAGUAGAGAAUCGAAAUUAUAUUGUAGGAAUGAUUUUUUUCGACGCUAUGGCACAAAAUGCAGUGGCUGCGGUCAAGGUAUCGCUCCCUCCGAUCUCGUACGUAAGCCGCGCGACAAAGUAUUCCACCUCAAUUGCUUUACAUGUUGCAUCUGCCGCAAACAGCUCAGCACUGGCGAACAACUCUAUGUGCUGGACGACAAUAAAUUCAUCUGCAAGGAUGAUUAUCUGCUGGGUAAAGCGCCUGGAUGUGGGCAUAAUUCACUGAGCGAUUCAUUAAUGGGUUCGGCGAGCGAAGACGAAGAUGACGAUGAUCCGCCACAUUUGCGUGGUCCACCGCUCGGCCUAGGCGUAUUGGGACCAAAUGGACCGGACUCAGCGGGUGGACCAUUGGGAGCAUCCGAUAUCUCAGUACAAAGUAUGAGCACGGAUAGUAAAAACACGCAUGACGAUUCCGAUCAGGGUUCCUUAGAUGGCGAUCCUGAUGGUCGUGGCGAUUCGCAAGCGGAGAACAAGAGUCCUGACGAUGCGAACGGCUCGAAGCGACGCGGCCCGCGAACGACGAUAAAAGCCAAACAAUUGGAGGUACUGAAAACGGCAUUUAAUCAAACACCGAAACCGACACGGCACAUUAGGGAACAAUUGGCCAAGGAGACGGGGCUGCCGAUGCGUGUGAUACAGGUUUGGUUCCAGAACAAACGUUCCAAGGAGCGACGCAUGAAACAAAUCACCAGCAUGGGCCGUCCACCGUUCUUUGGCGGUGCGCGUAAAAUGCGCGGCUUCCCCAUGAAUCUCUCACCUGGUGGUCUGGACGACGGGCCUGGUUUCCCUUAUUUCGCGGCUGAUGGCAAAUUCGAAUUUGGUUAUGGUGGUCCACCGUUUCAUCCGCAUGAUGGGCCAUUCUUUCCAGGACAUCCGGGUGGACCAAUGCCGUUCAAUACACCAGGUAGGUUUUGCGGUCCCAUGGAUCACACCGGCCCCAUACCGAUGGUGAAUGAAUUUGGUCUCACACCCGAAUCGCAAUUCCUCAGUCAAGCUGGUGGCCCACCAAUGAGUAUACAAUCGGCUGGCGGGCCACCGCCACCACCUGAACAUCUACUGGCUGCGCAACAACAAGCACAACAACAGCAAGUGCAACAGCAACAGCAGCAACAACAACAACAACCGAAUGGCCCGCGCUCCGCAUCACCGGAAUUCCUGACAGCGGCGAAUUUCAGCGAACCAUCGAAUAUGCAAAACGAAGGACUGGUUUGGUAAUAUACAAAACAAUUGGCCAAUCGCCUGCUGCUGCUGAAGACAUUGAGCGCACAACAACAACACCAUCAGCAACACCAACAACAACAACAGCAGCAACGACACCACGUGCAAUUGCAAUCGCAGUCAUCACCAGCGUCUCUGCUGCCACCACCACCAGCAGUCGCUGCAGACACAACAACAACAACCGCAGCGGCGCAAGCAGAAGCGAUGGCAGCGCUGUUGCUCUCGAAUGAACAGCAACUGGAACAACAACAGCAACAGCUGCAAGAACCGCAACUGCAAUUGAAGCAAGAAGUGCUGCCGCCGGAACAAUUGGAGCUGCUGGAACAGUGGUGAUGCAGACGCUGGCAGCAGAAUGCGACGCAACGGAGAAAACAAAAUGGCGGCGCAUAUCUAAAUGCUUUUCUUUUGAGCAAAAUUGCGGCAAUGUAAAUUAUAUUGAAUUGAGAAAAAAUACUAGCAAAUAUAUGUUACACUGGUGUGAAAAAAAGCAGCGCUCCUCGAAAUAGCCAGCCGAAAAAUGGCCAAAAAUAAAUUUAAUUUAUUUUCUAUGCGAAAAAGCACAAAUAAAAAGCGCUGCAGCUAGCUAAUAGUUAUACAAAGAACAACAACAAAAACAAAUCUUUCCCCACAACAACCACACACACAAGCAUCUAAGCUAAGCCUAUUUGUAUUUUGUGUAUAAAACAAAGCAAAAAAAAAACAACUUUCGAUAAUCCUGAAAAGCAUAAAUUUGUGGCACUUAAAUGAAAAAAUAAAAAACAAAAACAAAAUCAAGCAGAAAAUUAAAUAUAUAAACAGUUAUAUAUUUAAAAAAUUAAAUUAGUGAAUAUGUAAAAUGAAAUCAAAACACAGCAACCACUUUGAAUGUGCAACAAAAAAAAAAGAAAUUUUUGCUAAAAUGUACCACAAAAGCAAGCUUAUUUUUAUCCUUAAUUUUUUUGUUAUCUUUCCUACUUUUUCUUAAAAAAAAAAUAUGUUGUCAAACAACGCACCCCCAUUAUGAUGUAAAAAAAACUUUUCCUUAACUUAAUUUCGAUUUUAUAAUGAAUGUUUGUAUGUAUGUAUGUCUGCAAUUUUUAUGCUCUCCACUGCACACCAAUUACUAUGUAAACCUUCUUUAUUUUUUCGUUCAGUUAUGUAUCUUAUUUA